CCGAGAGAAAGGCGGCGGAGCCUCGCAGCUGCCCGGAGAACGGCGCACUCAGCCCUCUCGGUGUCCCGAGGCCGGCCUUCCCUGCGUCGGUGCGGUGGCCGUGCGCGCACCGUCGGCAGAAGGCUGAGCGGACUGCCCUUCUGUGACAAAGGUGACCCAAUUGUGCUUCUUUGAUAAUUAAGAUGCUGUGGUUUCAUAGAACUACUGUACAACUUGCCAAGUUCUCCUUUGGACUCUUCUCACAAAAUCUCUCUGCCUCCAAUACACCUCUGCCUGUGCUGACCCUGUUCACAAAGGAUCCCUGCCCCCUUUGUGAUGAAGCCAAGGAAGUGCUCAAGUCUUACAAAGACAGGUUUAUUUUACAGGAGGUGGACAUCACACUUCCAGAAAACUCUGCUUGGUAUGACAGGUAUAAAUUUGACAUUCCUGUCUUUCAUCUGAAUGGCCAGUUUCUAAUGAUGCAUCAAGUAAAUACUUCAAAACUUGAAAAACAGCUCCUGAAACUUGAGCAGCAAGAUGCUAGAGACUGACUGAUGCCCUCAUUACUUUCCACCCUCUACUAUGACAUCUUCCUAGAGCCCUAAAGAUGUUCUGAACAUUUUAUGUGGUACCACGUAAAUGUUGCCAUUCCUCUUAUGAUUGAUGGAAGUACCUACAUGGGAGCAGUUUAGUUAUGGGCAUUUUAUAAAACAAGAGGUGUAGGAAGGGAGAAAUCUGUUAUGUUGGUUUUUCCCUCUUGUACUUAUGGAGAAACAUGUCCCAUGCACUGGUCAGUGCUGUGUAUAGCAAGGGGUCUCUGUAGUCCUGCCGCUGCCCUGAAGGGCUGCACUUUUUAGUGAAAGAAAAAAUACUCUUCCACUCAGUGGAUAAAAUGAAAUGUGACUUGUUAAUAACUGUGCACAGUCAAUAAAGGAGUGUUUUAAUGAA
Jaculus jaculus (lesser Egyptian jerboa) is the source of this 927-nucleotide messenger RNA. RefSeq names its product chromosome 12 C5orf63 homolog (gene C12H5orf63). The transcript has 5 exons. The record is from RefSeq and is a predicted model, not a curated record. The coding region runs from base 183 to 530 and encodes 115 amino acids. NCBI's taxonomy places the organism in Eukaryota, Metazoa, Chordata, Mammalia, Rodentia, Dipodidae.